Toxoplasma gondii ME49 is the source of this 2926-nucleotide messenger RNA. RefSeq lists its product as hypothetical. The record is from RefSeq and is a predicted model, not a curated record. Bases 1098 to 2390 code for a protein of 430 amino acids. Lineage: Eukaryota; Apicomplexa; Conoidasida; Eucoccidiorida; Sarcocystidae. Gene Ontology annotation, cellular component: Golgi membrane; trans-Golgi network. Gene Ontology annotation, biological process: Golgi to plasma membrane protein transport; protein localization to Golgi apparatus; Golgi to endosome transport. The transcript has 3 exons.
CGCUUUCUCCCCUUCACCACGGCAUGCAAAGAGAGGGAACUUCCAACUUGGAGUUCCCCCACAAGCACACCGAGUAAGUAGUACUUUCUUUUUUGGAUUUUCUGGAAAUGGCUAGUGAGUUGUUUCCAAGGUGUGGUCGUCUUGACGUUUGCUGGUGUAGAAAGUCUCCGUUGGCAACCCGAGUGCUUGAGGUAACAGGGACACGCUGCCUUGACAGCCAGUCUAUUAAAGCGGCCAAAUCUUUUGUCGCCUUCGUGGUCCCGAAGAUCGGGAUUUCCACGUGUAUUGUGAGUGUGGCUCCAAAAAGAGUGAGGAAAUCGGUUCGAAAACACCGUUCGUUUUGCGGCAAGAGCGUAAUUGGCAAUAUGCAACGGAACUAACUCCGAUGUAGGCUGCAUGCAAACUCCUGGCAAUCCCCGAGUGCCAGUGCUCUACGGGGCCUUGCUUCUUCUCUGGAUUGUCUCUCCAGCUCACACAUCUCCUACAUGCUAAUUUAUUCUCGUGUUAUGACAGAGAAAAAGUUUUCUGGUCUUCGUUCGAGCCCCUGUGCCGCGUGGUUCGCGACACUCCGACACCGUUCACACUUCUGCCCGCUUGUCUUGCGCAGGAUAGUCUAUCCAGAAAAGGGAGGGAAACAACACGUGUUCCGCGGAAAUCCCUUUGUCAUUUGGCACGAUUCCUGGAACACAACCUGGACAAGCAGAACAGCGACUCUGCUGUGGAGACUGUGUAGCGUUCGACACACUUAUAUGAUGUCAGUUGCCUAAGAUUCAGAUUGCUGCUUUCUGCCCGAGAGUCUGAAAAACAGCGCUUGCCUAGACGUGAUUUUUGUGAACCACUCCCGACUUUGUUGCCUGAAUAUGCAAGCCUUUCACUGACGGAUAUGGGUUGAAAGCUGUCGCCGGCGAAAGGCUUCCUCCGUGUCUUGGUUGCACAAGUUAGUAUGAAUCGAAGCUCCCACCUUCGAAACCGCCAUGGUCCCUCUUGGGUACAACUCGUCUUAGACUUGUCUACCCUGGCGGCCACGCCUACAGCAACUCUCGUCCCUCUCACCUAUUUGCCGCAAAACUUCCUUGGAAAACUUCGGGUCUUCCACAAUGCGGCGGCCCGGCCAGACCAGUGUCCUUGCACUGCAAAACCCUAAUCCGCAAGGAAGUCGGUUCCGGUCCGAGGGAGGUGAGAUGGAAGCGGCGCAGUCUCCGUCUGCAGGGCCGGUAGAGUUCUCUCCGGUUUUUUCGGAGAAAACGGAGUUUCUGAAAUUCUCCCGUCGUUCGGCGAAUGCGCGCGUCUCCUUGUCCGCAGUGGGUGGCGGUCCGCCGGUGUACGCUUUGUCUUCGGGUGCCUUGUACGGCAGUGAAACGUUCCGACCUAAAUAUGUGCUUACGCAGAUUGUUGUUCUGCAGUCUGCCUUCUACCUUCUGUAUGCUCUCAUCGCUCUCGGCGCACUGACAUGUUUUGUUGCGGAACGCGGAGACUGGAUGCCCAGUCUUCCCUUCACAGGCGAGGAGGCAGCCGGCGUCAGCUCUGCCGCGGCAGCCUUCCCAGACUCGGCUGUUCUGGGGGGAGAGUCGGAAACACCUCAGCGUUCUGGCACUGCACACUCUGCAAACAGGGCCGCCACACCCGUGGGGGUUGACUCCAACGGCGGGGUUUCCGAUCCACAAGGAAAGAGCCCCCAGUCCAUGGCGCAAGACGGCGCCCACUUUUUCCAAAGUCGGACCGGUGGCAGAUAUCGCGGGAGUGGACGCGGUCUAAGACGCGCAAAAAUCUUGUUUGAGACAGAGCUGUACCGACUCGCGACCAGUGAAGGCCGCAUUCUACUUCUCGUCUUGUUUCUCACGAGCCUCGCAAUGUCGUACCUGGUCUUCUUGGUCGUCCAGAGGACGCGGAAAUGCCUCGAUUUUUGUUUCUCUAUUCACUUCUUUCACCUUCUGGCUUGUUGGAUAUUCGGCGGCUUCCCCUCAAACUCAAGUUGGUGGUUGUGCAGCGCGGCGUCUGCAACGGCUACAACAGCACUCUCUCAGUAUUUUUGCCGAAAAGUCGAAAUGCAAGAUAUCCAAUUGGAAAGGCCACCCGCCGGUCACCGUCGCUUUUCGUCGGAGGGUGACAGCAUCACCUCUAUAGGGACCGACAGCAGCGACAGCAGUGGUGGCUUCUAUACGUCCGGUACAGAACCUGCACUGGAAAGAGAGACACUAGACGACGCACGCGUCACGAGAGAAUUGCAUGUGGCCUCUUUCGUUGGCGAUGGAAAUGCCCGGGAAAAUCCAAAUCCAAAGCCAAUUCUUGUCGGCCGAUCUGUUUCGGUGCCUCCUGUCCGAGAACGCUCUCCGGAAACAGGAAUGAUGGGUCCUGCAACUCAAGACGGAAUCGAACUUAGACUGUUGUGACAUCAGUGCUUCCGUUUUCACAGUUGUGAGCAACCGGCUCAAAACAAGUGAUGGACGCAAAGUUUAGGGCCGCUUUUCCUUUUUGAAUGCUUGAGAUCAUCUGCUACCGUCCCGAAAACCUUCUACUUGCCAUCCUGCUGCCUACGGAAACGGCUGGGGCGGCCUACGUCACUUUUCUAAAAGCAUCUCACAGGAUGUCACAUAUCUAAGUGGCUAAGUAGAUGUGUUUUGUUUGGAUUCAACAUGCGCUCCCGCUCUCAAACAAUGCUGCAUUCUAGAGAUACGGGGUACGGCCAGUUUCCUGCUAACCCUGAAUCACGGUAUAGUUCGCACCAGUUGGAGCAGCACUUAAAACCCUUACUCGAGAAGAGGAGUAGUGGCGCCGAUAUUUAUCACUGGUUUAAAGCGAUUCGGGACGAUCUACCUUUGACGCAGCAUUCGGGGCUAAUGGUCUGUGCUCUGUGUACCUGGACAUCUAUGUGGUUUAUGUUGACAUGACUGUUCAACUAAGGUGGAACUCUGAGAUAUUUAGGCUG